UAAUCUGGGUCUGAACCACAGAUUAGAAAAAGGAUAGUCUGUAUGUCUGGUGCUAUGGUAAAAAAAAAUAAAAAUAUAUAACCUUAAUAAUAUGUAAAAAGAGUAAACAAACAGCAAUAUUCUACUCUUAAUAAAAUGUUUAAACUAGUUAUAUAUAUUUUCCUAGUAUUGUUUUCUCUAUGUAAUUGUGAGGAACAUAUUUCUAAUACGAUUUUAUUGAAAUCGGAAAAUGAAGAAACAUUGAACUUCGAAAAUCAGGAAGGUAAUACCUCUAUGAAUGAACUUAAUGCAACCGAAUUAAAUACAAACCUGACAAUUAAUCAUACAGUACAAAGUGCCGAUGAAAUCAUUAAUAAAACCCGAAAAUAUGUCAAGUGUUUACCUGGUCUGGGAACUUCAACCGUUCAGUUGGCUAAUGAUACCGAGUUAAUUAAAUUAUUACAAGCUGAUCCUAAGGUGACAGACCGAGAUGUUCCUGGACUUUGUGUGGUGGUGUUAUUCUAUUCGAAAUACUGCCCUUUCUCUAGUAUGGCGGCACCAUAUUACAAUGCUUUGCCAAGAGCUUUCCCCGAUAUUAAAAUGGUUGCCAUAAAUGCUAUGAUGUAUCACUUAUUUAACACCCAAAAUGGAAUCGUAGGUGUACCAUCAUUGAUGCUGUUUCAUAGCGGAAGGCCUAUUGCAAAGUUUAACGAUUCAGAAUACACUCUUGAAAUGUUUUCAAAGUUUAUAUCAAAAUACACCGGUCUCACUGCUAUGGAAAAGUCGAUUGUGACUUCGGCAGAUUUCGCAGGGCCAGUUGUCAGUAGCCCUUCUAAAGAAUCUGAUGUAUUUUUAAUUAUGUCAUGGUUAUUUAUUAUAAUAUGUAGCGGCUACUACUUUACCAAGUCUAAGUGGUGGACUUGGAUUAUCGAGGCUGUGCAAAGUAAUUGGAGGGAAUCGGAAGCACACGCAAAUCACGAUCACAUAGAUUAAGUUUUUAGGUACCUUAAUUUAUUUUGUACAUUGAUAUUUGAAGUUUAUUCUUUAUCAAAAACUUAUUUAUUUUAAUGUUUUAGGAAAUAUAUG
Anoplophora glabripennis (Asian longhorned beetle) is the source of this 1065-nucleotide messenger RNA. It is a transcript of the gene bug, whose product is annotated as thioredoxin domain-containing protein 15. Gene Ontology annotation, cellular component: cilium. Gene Ontology annotation, biological process: cilium assembly. NCBI's taxonomy places the organism in Eukaryota, Metazoa, Arthropoda, Insecta, Coleoptera, Cerambycidae. The record is from RefSeq and is a predicted model, not a curated record. The coding region runs from base 136 to 972 and encodes 278 amino acids. The transcript has a single exon.